Hippocampus comes (tiger tail seahorse) is the source of this 1867-nucleotide messenger RNA. RefSeq names its product transcription elongation factor, mitochondrial (gene tefm). The coding region runs from base 114 to 1244 and encodes 376 amino acids. The record is from RefSeq and is a predicted model, not a curated record. The transcript is spliced from 5 exons. Gene Ontology annotation, biological process: mitochondrial transcription; transcription elongation by mitochondrial RNA polymerase. Gene Ontology annotation, cellular component: mitochondrial nucleoid. NCBI's taxonomy places the organism in Eukaryota, Metazoa, Chordata, Actinopteri, Syngnathiformes, Syngnathidae. Gene Ontology annotation, molecular function: DNA polymerase processivity factor activity; nucleic acid binding.
CAUGAUGCUGUUGUUUAAACCGGACAUUUUAACGCAACGGACAACAACGAAAUAUUUAUCCGAUGUCACAAUUGAAAAGCGAUUAAUACGAUAAGAAAGAUUUAUUGGUGAACAUGUGGGUCGCCAGGCGAGUUUUGUCGUCUGUUGCCCAUAGUCGUCAGUAUGCUGGUGACUCCAGCUUGUUCCGCCGCCCUCGACCAGGUUCGUCCUCUGAUAUGGAGCUGCGUUACCUCCAGUGCACAUGCUGCUGGAGGAGCAGAAUCCCAGUGGCGGGAAUCGAGAGCCUCAACACCACCAUCUCUACCCCCUGUGAAGAGGAGGACAACAACGAUGAGCACACCGCUCCUCUUGAUGCCUGCUACACCUCCGAGCAGCGUGACGCCAUCUUGAUGCUGCUCAACAACGCCUCGCUCACUGAGCUGGCGGGCGUCAAGCUCCUCCGAGGGCGUAAAUCUGUCAACAUAGUGGACUACCGGAGCAAACACGGACCCUUUAAGACACUGGAGAGUGUGGUUAACGUGCCGCUACUAAAGCACAAGAGCGCCGUCGUGGUGUUCGAGUCCAUCCUCAACCCGGUGAAGAAGAAGAAGGUGCGCAUUCAGCUGGCCAAGUUUAUCAGGCCUGAGGUGGACAGGUCCUGGCUGGAGGAUGCCAAUUCCAUCGUUUCACUCGUGUGCGCCACUAAUCGAAUAGCGUGGGCACACAUGGGCCGAGGGAUGACCGUCAUGGAGUGGCAGUAUCUCGAUUGUCCAAACUUCCUGAAGGGCACCUACAUGGCGUCAGCUUACUUACACGAUGUGUCAGCAGUAGUGUCCCUCCUCCCUUCGGCGGACUUCUACAUCAUCGAGAAGCCAUCCAUCUCAGUGCAGAACACAGCUCUGUUCCCAGUCAUGGCGCACAUGAGGACGGUGGAGGCCAUGUUAUUUGCACUCCUGGAACCCAGAAACUUCCCACAGGACACCAACAUUCCUCCCAGAGUUCUGAACAUGAUGCGCACCGCCGUGGGACGCCACUUUGGACUCAUGGUGGGCGAGUCGCGGACUAGUGGGGCGCAGAUAGUGCGGCGGUUGAUGACGGAGUCUGUGACGCAGAAGAUGCCGCGGAUAAACUUCCCGCCGGAGCUACUGGUCAAAUACAGGAACUGGUUCCAGAUGAGCAGCAGAAGUGGCGGAGGAGAGGAGCUCUGCGACGCUCUGCUGCAGGCCGUGGCUUUUUACGAGCUGCUGAGUGAAUCCUCUGCUUAGCCGCCGCUGAUCUGGCAAUGCACACAAAAACACAUUGGCGGGCAACCUGAAAACUUUUUUUCUUCCUGCUCAACUUCAAGGAUACAAACCAUUUUAACUGGGGUGUGCAACCAUUCUUAUCAGGGGACAUUUUAGUUUUUGUCCUCGGACGGUUAAACUAAAAAAAUAAAAUAAAAAAAAGAAAUCGUGACGCUGAAAACAUUUAUUAUAUAGUGUGUGCUUUUUGUGGCUAUUUGUUUUGGGGCCUAAUAUUUAUUUCUAAAAAAAAAAAAAAAAGUGUUCUUGCAUCUGGAUAUAGCUAACUGGUCACAAGUUGCCCGCAUUUGAAUUUAUUGUAAGAUGUGAAUUUAAUUACUUGUCCUGUAUAACAUUAGUUGGGGCUCGAGAGUGUGAAAUCAGGCAACAAAAUAUUGUAAUUAUUUUAUGAUCGGACUAUGUCGGAAAAUUUUGGAUUUGCUUUCCCCUUUAUGGGCACCUGCUUUGUUGUUGAGGUUGGAUGGAUAAGCAUGUAUAUGGUUCAAUGUGCCAGCAGUACUUUGAAUGCACAUAGCGUUCAUUUGCAGUUUGGACUCGAGGGACUUCCGUCUCCAGAAGUGUUUUAAACACCACAAAAAGUCAAAAGA